AUGUUAAAAUUUCCUAUUGCAGGAGAUAAUUACGAUACAACGUUAAAAGAAGUCAAUUAUAAAACAGAAAUGAGAUUAACCAUUAAUCAAGUAAAAGAAGAACAUUUCGGUACGUACCAUUGUGUUUCGAAAAACUCUUUAGGCGCAACGGACGGGCCUAUCAAAGUUUAUAAAUUACCAGGAAAAAACUGGAACAAUAAUUAUCAGACGUCCGUGACGGCUUCAAAUAACGGCCUGCAGCAUAUUACAGGUAUAAUAAGUAGUACUAAAGUAGGUACCUAA
Molecule: messenger RNA, 282 nt
Organism: Macrosiphum euphorbiae (potato aphid)
Lineage: Eukaryota; Metazoa; Arthropoda; Insecta; Hemiptera; Aphididae
Source: the annotation of a GenBank genome assembly